AUGUCGUUUGAGAUUGCGGUUGCUCCUAUGGUUGGUGUGUCUACACCCGAGUACCGAAGGUUUAUGCGCUUAAUUUCGCCCAACUCUAUCGUAUUUACCGAAAUGAUUGUUGAUACGUCUUUAUUGCACAUGAACAGUGCUAUGUUGGAAAAAAAGAUCGGAUUAGCAACCCCACAUUGUGCUCUUCAGAUAGGAGGAUCUAUACCGGAACAAGUAGCCCAGGCUGCUAUUCGGGCAGUGUCCGUAGGAUAUACUCGGCUUAACCUUAAUUGUGGCUGUCCUAGUGAUCGAGUAAAAAGUGGUAGUUUUGGUGCUGUUCUCAUGAAGACACCCGAAACCAUUGCGGCUAUUGUCCAAGCUGUUUACCAAAGCACGGGUGUAGUUAUGAGUGUCAAGUGCCGUAUAGGCCUAGACCAAGUUGAAGAUUACGAUUCAUUUAAGGCAAUGAUUAGUACAAUUGUAGCCCAAUCACCUUGCCGGACCUUUUAUGUUCAUGCCCGGAAGUGCCUUCUUAAUGGACUCUCACCCGCUGAAAACCGACGAGUUCCGCCCUUACGAUACGAUUAUGCUCUGCAGAUUAAAAGAGACUUUCCACAGCUUAAGAUUAUUCUCAAUGGUGGGAUAAGAGAGAUAAACCAAAUUAUUCCAUUUAUUGGUCAGUUAGAUGGUGUUAUGCUUGCACGUAAACCCAUGGAGGAUCCUUUCUUCUUUGCCGAGUUAGAAUCUGUUUUGUUCAGCCGGCCGCCCAUUUCUCCCUUCCUUGUUAUCAGCGAGUACCUCAAUACAUUGUCUACCAGAAUAGCCAACCAGCAUGCUUUCUAUGAACUAGAUAAGGAAUAUGUCGCCAAAGCCAGCCAGCUUUCUUCAUCACAACACUCAGACCAGGAAAGUUCACCCCAUACCAAUACCAACCCAAUACUAACUCAACCUAGCCCCACCACUUCGUACCUUUGCACCCGGGCUGAUCUCAAGCCAAUUGAGCCCGUUCUCUUUGGCAAACGCGGCUGCAAAAAGUACAAACAACGCCUGGCCGAGAUUGCAGGCAUUCAUCUAGCACCCAAUCAGGUUCUUCCUUUAAUAGAACCCUAUUUCAGCGCUAGCCCAGCAAUUUCAUCCUCAGAUAGUACCCAGCUUACCUAG
Molecule: messenger RNA, 1140 nt
Organism: Nematocida homosporus
Lineage: Eukaryota; Fungi; Microsporidia
Product: tRNA-dihydrouridine synthase A
Exons: 1
Coding region: 1-1140 (379 amino acids)
Biological process (GO): tRNA dihydrouridine synthesis
Molecular function (GO): flavin adenine dinucleotide binding; tRNA dihydrouridine synthase activity
Source: RefSeq, a predicted model, not a curated record